AACAGGAAACUAGGAAAAGACGUCGCUAUGGUAACGGAUAAAACUCUGUAAAGAUUAGCUUGUUAGCAACUGUCUGCCUUCUUUAUAUCCUCUCUCUUGUUGUGGCUAGCGUUAUAUUAUUGACAUGCGAUGGAGGGUUCAGAUACAUACCUCAUACGACCUAAUCAUCAGCACAAGUUUAAGCCAGCCAUUGUGAAGGAGUGUAUUCGGGAAAUUGUGAGGGAGCGACUGUCUGGGAUGCAGUACGACCCAGAGGAAGUCCCAGAGCUGUCCCGUUCACUGGCAGACUGCAUUAAAGACAAAGUGAAGAAUGCAGGGUUUGACAGAUAUAAGCUUGUCGUGCAGGUGGUCAUUGGGGAACAACGAGGACAAGGAGUCAAGAUGUCUUCAAGGUGUUUGUGGGAUUCUGACACAGACAACUAUGCAGAAGAUGUUUUCAUGAACGACAGCUUGUUCUGUGUGGUGGCAGUUUUUGGAAGCUAUUACUACUGAAGACAAGAGGAUGGAUGACAGAGAAUUCUUUCAGAUGAAAAGAUGUGAGGUGAACAUCCAAAUGAGACUGCUCACCGUCAGCAUUUCGGGUCCACGGUGUGUUGAUCUGAAGUUACUGUGUAUGGAUUUGCUGCAUCUUGAGAUCUACACGAUGACAUCCAUUGUAGAAGUGAUGGAUAUCUGUACUGAAGAUGAUUAUUAAAGACUCAAGCCUCUUUUAUGGCUAAUAAAAUAAUGAUACUUUGACAAGUAUCAUGUCUUACCUCAAAACAUGGCAAUUUUGAGUCCUUAAAUGUCACCAAACAUGUCCUCAAAGGUGUUGAGAAGUUUGAUGUCAGGGUGAGUGUGGGUAUCCUCAGUGUAUUCAUGAGAUGCUAUGUUUACUAGAGAAGGCAGCUGACUUUCACAUCCAUCAGUGAAAAUGUCAACUUUACCACUUUCUUUCUUCAAGAUAAAUCUGUAAAAUAGCAAAGUGAUCAGUUGUUUACUUUGAAGGGUUAACAGAUUAAAAAUUUCUCCACCAAUAUUUCCAGAAAUUUUUUGUGUAUUUAGCAGACCUGCUAGAUUAGUAGAUUGCUUGUGAUCACAAGCAUUACAAGCGGUAUGGAGGACUGUAGCAGUUGUUGUAUCCAGUACUAGUGAGUAUUUUUAGCUGCAAAAACACAGUAAAAGCAACUGAAUGUAAUGCAGUACAAUCCGUAUUUGUACUACACUUUAGGUGCUGGACUUAGCACAGCACUACAGUAGAGAUCAGUAUUUGUCUCUGAUUGUCAAGAUCAUGACAUGAUAAUUAUUAUAGGCGUUUUUGCAGGAGCGCUCUGAUAGCCUAUGGUGAUCAGAUGUCCCAGUUUGUCCGGGAUUUUACCCAGUUUCAAGCUGGGUGUCCCGAGUCUUUUCUUUUUCCUGACAAAGAUUUGUUUUCAUAGACGUUGAUCAUGUUCUGUCCCAAUCAUUAUUACCUAACCCAAUAUAAAAACAUAAACAAUG
Messenger RNA from Siniperca chuatsi (mandarin fish), 1479 nucleotides. RefSeq names its product dynein light chain Tctex-type 2B (gene dynlt2b). The transcript is spliced from 5 exons. Gene Ontology annotation, cellular component: cytoplasm; cytoplasmic dynein complex. The record is from RefSeq and is a predicted model, not a curated record. Gene Ontology annotation, molecular function: dynein intermediate chain binding. The coding region runs from base 130 to 492 and encodes 120 amino acids. Gene Ontology annotation, biological process: microtubule-based movement. NCBI's taxonomy places the organism in Eukaryota, Metazoa, Chordata, Actinopteri, Centrarchiformes, Sinipercidae.